AUGGGCAGCCACCAGAAUGGAGCUUCGCUCCCCCGUAUUUACGAAAACAAACUUGCAAUUGUCACCGGCUCCGUUCGAAUUAAGGAAAUCUUUACCCCAGUGGAUGACCUGAUGCAUUUUGACAAAGUCAUAGGCAUCGGCGCAGCGAUCGUGCGAAAUUUGGCUAGCAAGGGCUGUAAUGUGAUAAUUAAUUAUGCCACGGUGAGCUCUGAUGAUGCUGCGGAAAUUCCUGCGAAAGACCUUGAGCAAGUAUAA
Molecule: messenger RNA, 255 nt
Organism: Penicillium manginii
Lineage: Eukaryota; Fungi; Ascomycota; Eurotiomycetes; Eurotiales; Aspergillaceae
Exons: 1
Coding region: 1-255 (84 amino acids)
Source: RefSeq, a predicted model, not a curated record